This is a messenger RNA of Trematosphaeria pertusa, 1050 nucleotides long. RefSeq lists its product as uncharacterized. The record is from RefSeq and is a predicted model, not a curated record. The transcript has a single exon. The coding region runs from base 63 to 893 and encodes 276 amino acids. NCBI's taxonomy places the organism in Eukaryota, Fungi, Ascomycota, Dothideomycetes, Pleosporales, Trematosphaeriaceae.
CGCUGAAUAUAAUCCCACAAAGUCACAAUAGCAUUAUUGCGCCUGAUAUACUUCCCGGUGAAAUGGCGUCUUUAUAUUCUGCGCCGGCCGAGCGUUCGCCAUUCCUGCACUUGCCCGUCGAGCUUCGGCGACAAAUAUACCAAUACGUGCUGCCACACACCUCAACCUUCGACGUGCGCUUCCAGCGCGGCGAUGGCGGCGAGCCCGAGCGCAGCGAGUACAACCUAACCUACGUGCGCGAAGCGUCCAACAAUGGCGCCUGGAAGAUGCAAAAGACGUCUCCACGGUCGGACCGCGAAGUCGGCAACGAAAUCGUCUGGCGGCGGGGUUGCAUUGCGCUUCUAGCAACGAACCACCAGAUCCACGAGGAGUGCGUCGACAUGAUAUACGGGAACGGUAUCUUCGUCAUCGACGUCGCAUUCGACAGUAUAAAGUUCAAGCAGCGGUGGAGGACGGCGAAUAACCUCACGCCGAGUCGCUCGUACUUGUUCCUUGACCACUUCUCGCAGCGGAACUUGAUGAGGAUUAAGAAUUAUAUCAUAAACGUGGAGCAUGUUGACGAUUAUACGGGGAUGAUAAAAUAUAAUUGUGGAGGCCGGGGACUUACAGCCGGUAUUCGGGACAGAGUGCAGGAGUUGGUGGAUUUGCUGGCCGUCGUACCGUACUUGCACCGACUGCAAGUUCACCUGAUCGAUGGAGCUAUCAGCCGUGUCCGCUUUCCGAGCGGUCGAGUGCACCGUGUGCAAGACGAGCAGAAUUACUCCACAUCUCAAGCUGUCUUGGAUCCAUUCAAGAGGCUCUAUGGGGUGAGGAAAGCCGAAAUGACGGGCGUGAGCACUCCGUACGCACAGGUACUCGAGAGAAGCAUGACUGGCGCGGGAGGUGCUUCAUAAGCCUGAGAACGCUCUUGAAUGGGAGUGCUGUAAAUAAGCUCGACGUAAGCUUUUUGAGCCUCAUGCCGCCGAUAUGCUACGCCAAUCGCUGAGACCAAUAGCCCUAUUAUCGGCGCCUGCCUUGCAGCAUAGUAAAUACGACGAAUUGAAGAAGAAU